Messenger RNA from Gossypium raimondii (Peruvian cotton), 1522 nucleotides. RefSeq lists its product as uncharacterized. Bases 731 to 1186 code for a protein of 151 amino acids. The record is from RefSeq and is a predicted model, not a curated record. NCBI's taxonomy places the organism in Eukaryota, Viridiplantae, Streptophyta, Magnoliopsida, Malvales, Malvaceae. The transcript has 2 exons.
ACUUUGAUUCUCACAGUAGAGAGAGAAACUAAAGGAAAAAACAAAAAUGGAGAUGAGUGAGAGAUAGAAAAUUGUAGUCUUCUCAAUUUUCCCUUUAAUCUUUUAUUGAUUAAGUUUCUUUCUCUCUAUCUCUAGUCUCCAGUGUGUUGAAUUUUACCUGUAAUUUUUUUUUUGUUUUUUCAUUGAUUAAAGCUUGGGUUUUCCUUUUUCCUUCGGUGAAACGUUUGGUUUUGUUCAUUUUUCGUGACGCGUUUUUUCCCCGAUUCUUGCUUCGGCAGUAAUAGCGUUGGCAAUCACCUUUUAAUUCCUUUGCCGAUCCCGGAUAAUCCCGACUUUCAGCCGAUUCUAAGAAGUUUGAGCUUUCCGGCUCGAAGCUGAAGUUGUAAAAUUUGGAAAUAUUUUGAGCUUUUCUGUUUGUUGACUUCGGUUGAACUUUGUGGACAAGAGAAAAGGGUCAUAAAACUGUAGACCCAAAAAGAAAUCCUUUUGGUUGGAUCAUAAACUUGUUUGGGUUUUGAUUAUUUUUAAGGAAAAAAAUCUAUACAGAAGACAGUUUGCCUGAGUUCAGUUUACAAGCUUUUGAUUUUAAUUAUGAUUCAAAAAAUUUUUUGGAUUCAAUUAAUAUCUUUCCUGAUUUUCAUCUUGCCCUUCUAAUUAUCAAACUCGAUUGGUAAUUUCCUAAUGUCGUGGUUUAUGAAGUUUUAAAGCAUUUUUCAUUAAAGAAAAAGAAAUGGCAGUUUCCUUUUCAUGUUUUCCGUGGAGGUUUUGGAGUAUUGGAAGUAAAGAUAAACAGCUUGUUUCAAAUGGGUCUUCUUUGAAUUCUUCAUCUUCUGAAACUGUAAUAUUCCAAACAAAAAUAACCCCAUCAAAGGGAAAGGGAAAGUGGCAAGGUGGUGAAAAGACAAGAGUGGUUCAAUCAGAUGGUGUGUAUUUAUCUGGAUAUGAAUCUGAUGGUCCAGAAUGGUCCAUUGGAUGGGAAGAACCCCAUGGUCCUGGUUUUCAAAGUGAUAACGAAGAUGAUGGUGGAUUUGUUGUGUUGGUUCCCUGUUACAAACCUGGUUGCAAACAACUUGUAGAGGGCCCUAAUAGCCAGCUCUUGAGUGCAAUCAAGAACCUCUCUAAUGGCUGCUCUUCUGAGGGAAGCAACUCUGUACAGCAGUGGUUUUCUUCUCUGGAGAACUUCUGAAAGCGUACUGAGCGACUGUAAAUGAAAUCUUCGGCGGUACUGUUGAAGUAAUAAUGUAAGAAAAUGUGUGAAGGGAAUCUGCUAGUGCAUCCGGUGGAAUGCAGGGAAGAUGAAGGUGAAUGAAGAAUGAAGAUGUGCAUAGAGGAUGUAUGUGUGCUUUACAUGCAAUUGAAGUGAUGUAUGGAAACAUGAAAACAUGGUGGAUUUUGUAAAUAGCUUUGCUGUAUAUAUGCAACCAAAUGGUCCUUGCUUUCACCUCUAUUUCUCUACUGUCAAUAAUUUUGAUCAUUUCGGCAUAUUAAUCUACCAUCUCAUCAUUUUUUUUUCUUUUGCAAA